CCGCGUGCAGUUAGAGCCAAACUGCCAGAGUUAAUACGACUUAAAAGUACAACUUUUUGACGUGUUUAAUUUGCUGGAUUUUUACCUUCGACUUUAUUGAAAAGGAUUCGUGAGUGUUUCUUCAGUUGACGUUGAGCAAGACUGUCGAGAAGAGACAAAAAGAUGAAGUACAUUAUAGGAAUUGGCGGCGUCACCAAUGGUGGCAAAACCACCCUGACAAAUAAGUUGAUCAAGACGUUGCCCAACUGCUGUGUUGUGCACCAGGAUGACUUCUUCAAGAAACCUGAUCAGAUACAAGUCGGGGAGGACGGCUUUAGACAAUGGGAUGUGAUCACAGCUUUGGACAUGGAGGCCAUGACCAACACAGUAAAAGGAUGGAUUGAGAACCCAGUGAAGUUCGCCCGUUCCCACGGCGUGACAUUGUCUCCAGUAUCCGAAGUGGCCGACCCGGAUGAGCAGACCCACAUUCUGAUCGUGGAGGGCUUCCUGCUCUACAACUACCCGCCCCUGCUGGAUGUUUUCGACAAGUGCUAUUACAUCUCAAUUCCCUAUGAGGAGUGCAAAAGAAGGAGAAGUACAAGACAGUACACUGUCCCCGACCCUCCCGGCCUGUUUGAUGGCCACGUGUGGCCCAUGUACCUGAAGCACAGGAGAGAGAUGGAGAACAGCGGCUUGUAUAUAGAGUCCCUGGAUGGUUUGAGGUCCAAAGAGGAGAUCUACAACCAGGUGUAUGAAGACAUUCAGAACAACCUGCUUAAUCGUUUAUAGCAGGAAGAGACUCCUCCAUCACUGUACAGAAGUUGUAAAUAGACCUGAGGAUUCUUUUUUUAUGAAGUUUUUGUAAUUUUAUUCUUUGUUUGUAAAUGAAAGGAAGCAAUGUUAAUUUAUCAUUGUUUUUUUAUCAUCUUCAGAUGAUCCAUGUUUUUGUUUUUCCGAUGACAAAUAUUGUUGAAGCAGAGCAUUACUAUGUUACUGUUACAUAAAACAUCUGACUUGUACUGGACCAUUUCUCGCAUUUUUAUGAAUAAAUGCGUUAGUUGCUGUUGAUAUACAGUACAUCAACUCAAAAA
This is a messenger RNA of Epinephelus lanceolatus (giant grouper), 1070 nucleotides long. It is a transcript of the gene mibp, whose product is annotated as muscle-specific beta 1 integrin binding protein. The record is from RefSeq and is a predicted model, not a curated record. Lineage: Eukaryota; Metazoa; Chordata; Actinopteri; Perciformes; Serranidae.